Sander lucioperca (pikeperch) is the source of this 2466-nucleotide messenger RNA. It is a transcript of the gene mgarpb, whose product is annotated as mitochondria-localized glutamic acid-rich protein. The transcript is spliced from 8 exons. Bases 174 to 1688 code for a protein of 504 amino acids. The record is from RefSeq and is a predicted model, not a curated record. Lineage: Eukaryota; Metazoa; Chordata; Actinopteri; Perciformes; Percidae.
GCGCUAGUGUACUACUAAUCUUUUUCUGAAAGGGGGGGUGUCCUCUCUGCCAUCAGCAUUGGACAGCAGCCGAGUGCUCCGACCUUUUCAAUCAACUUUAAAAAGCUGCUGGGAAACGCUUCUGCAAACACACGGACACGCACUCGUCGACCUGCUGCUCAUACCGGGGAAAGAUGUUCUGCAGACGGGCAUUGCUGAGAGUCGGGCCGCUGGCACGGAGGGCUUUCAAACCUACAUCCAGACAUGCUGUUCCAGUGCGACACAUGGCCUAUGGGGUUCCUGGUGGCUCCAGCAACAUGGCGUACUUUGUUUUGUGUGGAGGAGGCCUCACUGCUGCGGUCGUCUAUGCCUACAAGACAGUCAACGGUGAUAGCGAGCGCUAUGAGGACAGGCUCGCCAACAUGGGCUCCACGGCAAAGGAGGUAGCACCAGAAGUGGCAGCUCCUGCACCUGAACCCGCCCCGGUGGAUGACGCAGCAGCGACCGCAGAAGUCGCUGAAGAGGUGGUCGUCGAGGAGGCAGCUGCCGAGGCUGUCCCUGAUUCUGCAGAACCAGUAGCGGAGACCGCCGCCGAACUGGUCGUUGAGGCCGCGCCUGAAGAAGCAGCCGCGGCCUCGGAGGUGGUGGUUGCUGAGGCUGCAGCUGAGCCAGCAGUCCCAGAAGAAGCUGCUCCACCUGUAGAAGCAGUUCCUGAAGCUGUGGAAGUGGCUGCCACAGAGGAGACCCCAGCAGCAGAGGUCCCUGCAGCCGAAGCUCCUGCAGCAGAGAGCACUGAGUAUAUGCCCAAUCUGCUCACAGCUGCUGUGAAGAUCUUGGCCGGCUCCCCAGUGGAGAUUGCAGCAGCUUCUGUUGGUGACAAGAGUCUAGUGAAAGCAGGCCGGGAAAUAGAGGGCGAUGGAAGAAGUUUGGUAGAGCCACAAGUCCUGGAAGCAACCGCAGAGGUGGUAGCAAAAGAAGCGGCCGAAGAGGCGGCGGUUGUAGUGACAGAGGAGGAGCUGAAGUCUGCAGAAGCUGGUGCUGAUGCAGAAGCUCCAGCUGCUGAACAGCUGGUUAAAGAGGAGACAUCUGCUCCUGUAGCAGCAGAGGAGACGGAGGCUGCAUCUCAGUCUGAGGAACCUACAACUUCAGCCCCGACAGUGGAGAAGCUGGGUGAGGAUGAGUGUGAAGAUCAGGCUGCGGUCCCUGGCGCUGCUCCAGAGGAGGCUGUCUCCUCCACAGAGGCCUCACCUGAAGAUGCUGCUCCCACUGAGGAAGCCACACCAGCUGAGGAGGCCACCACCGCCGCUGCUGCUGCUCCAGUGGAUGAGACAUCAGCAGGUGAGAGGUCACCUGCAGCUGAGACAUCAGUGGAGGAGGCAGCAGCUGAAGCGUCCGCAGACGAGACACACAGUGAAGCUGCGGCUGUUGUGGACAUGACUCAGCUGGCUGCAGCCUCCUCUGGGUCGGACCUGGAGGUCCUUUCAGCUGCUGACGCAGAAUCUACGUCAGAGGCUCCAGCACAUGAGGCCAAGCACUGCCACGCCUGCCACUCUGCUCCAUCAGCAGUGGAGGAGGGGGCGCCACCUGCUGCUUUGGCCAUUGAGGAAGCUGUGGAUGUAACACAUGAGGUCCAGGAGGCAGUGUCACUGGUGGAAGAACAAAAGCCAAAGGUGUCUAUCUGGAGUGUAAAAAGCUGCUCAGUGAUGUAAUAGUACAGUUAAGAAGCCACAGAGACCAUGGUGGUGGUGACAAGCCAGUUAUGACAUGACAGACAGUGUGCCUUCCACAACACUCUCGUAUCUGUCAACCAAGCCAGGACGGCUGCUGAAAACAACACGAGGACAACUAGCCACUGGUUUAACUAGCUAUAAUGUGUCCUUUUUGAAAUGUUACCAGUUUUUUUUUUUUUUUAUGUUUCCGAUCUGUUUCCGAUCAAUCUUUAUUAGCAUUUGUGAAAUGAUUCCCAUUCUGUCACCUUGUCCUCUAGGUGCCACUGUUGCAAAGCUUUUCAUGACCAGCUGAUUGGAACACAACGUUUCUUUGGAGUUAUCUUUGUUGUAGUAGGCAGUGAAAGGAGUUUGCUGUUCAUGUAAUGUGAUAAACUGAUUUUCAUAUAUCUGCUUUUUAAAGGUGAUAUCAAUAGUAUAUCCAUAUUUUAAUGCAUAUCUAGUAUCCAUUUUGUAGUGUUGUUGUUAAUGUUUUACCUCCUACAACAAGAUCAAUUAUAUUCAAGUUCCAACUAGUAUAAAUUCAUUUUGAACCCUCACUUAGUCGAUUAUAUUCAACAGUCACAUUCCUCCAAUUAUCUAUGAGUUGUAGAAAUAGUUGUCGGUGCACUGCAUGAAUGAUCAUAUAUUAACUAUAUAUCAUAACAACAUAUUAACAAGUUAGUAUACCAAUGUUUAUUUAGUUAAUAACGAUGUCCCUGUUGUCAUGAUAAUGUGCUUACAUAGUCACUUUAAAUAAAGUGAUGUGUUAACAAUUGAA